AUGAAGCUACUUGCAGCCAUAGCCCUGACUGCCGCCUCAUCGAAACCCAUCAAGCACAUUGUCACCGCGAUUUCCGACGAAUCGUUCCUCUCUGUACUUCCUGCGACCUUCCACACCGUCAGUAUUCCUUGCACAAAGCGACACCCGAUUGACGGCACCUUUGUCCCCUAUCAGGCAUCUAGCAAUAUAAUCAACAGCCGAGCCAAACCCCUCGCCAAGAGCCUCGAAGGCGAUGAUUCCUACAAGCAGGGUUCCAAGAACGAAGACAGGCCCAAAAACCCUCAAGAGGAGAAGAGCCACCUUGGCCUCCCCAAGCGCGCCCAUGCAGCCGAGCCCUCCUCCGCCCUCGCCGAACACCGCCCCGACACCCGCUCCAUCUCCGGGAAGAAGAAUGCCGGGGGCUUUUUGAAGACCUGCGCCCCCAACUGGGUCAUCUGGGAGCUCAACAGCGCCAUCUGGGCCCACUGCCGCGGCAGUGGCGAGCGCCGAGGAAGACUCUUUUGGUCCCGUAUCGGCCUGGACCACAUGGUCGGCAACGAGCGCGGCCAGCUGGCCUACCGGCGGAACGGCUCCUUCUCCUCGACUUGCAUCGACUGCAAACGCUGGGGCACAUCUCACCUCGCGUGCAGGUGCCUGGACGGACGGGGCGACUUCCAGGCCACGAGCAUCAACCUCGACAAGUGCAUCGGUAACUAUGACGGCCUCCUUUGCUCUGAGUAUGAGUGCGGUGCCCGCGAGGCUCCGCCUCCUAAAGGAAACUGA
Colletotrichum graminicola M1.001 is the source of this 762-nucleotide messenger RNA. Its product is annotated as CVNH domain-containing protein. The transcript has 3 exons. The record is from RefSeq and is a predicted model, not a curated record. NCBI's taxonomy places the organism in Eukaryota, Fungi, Ascomycota, Sordariomycetes, Glomerellales, Glomerellaceae. Bases 1 to 762 code for a protein of 253 amino acids.